UUUCCGACAGACAGUCGCUUAGGCCAUGACACCAUUCGUGCUCUGAUGUAUUAUGCUCUGAAGGUGUGGAGUGACAUUGCACCCCUCAAUUUCCACGAGGUGGCAGGAGACAACGCAGAUAUUCUGAUCGAUUUCCCAAGGUCUCAACACAAAGACCACUACCCCUUUGAUGGACCAGGGGGUGCCGUGGCUCACGCAUUCUUCCCCGGCGACCAACCAAUUGCAGGAGAUGUGCAUUUCGAUAAUGAUGAGGCUUGGACCUUCCGAUCGUCAGAUCCUCGAGAGAUGGACCUGUUUGCAGUCGCUGUCCAUGAGUUUGGUCAUGCCAUUGGACUGUCCCAUUCUUCAGUCAAUGAAUCCAUCAUGAGACCUUAUUACCAUGGCCCUGUGGGUGAUCCCCUUCAGUACCACCUUCCUUACGAUGACCAGCUCCGGAUCUGGCAGAUAUACGGUUUGAACUCUAACCUCCUGCGUUGUUCUUCCAUGUGUUCUCUUGGGACCCAGAAAGUAGCAACAGGGAGUAUUGUAAUAAAACAAAGAACUGCAGAAGGUAGAGAGCUGAAACAAAAGCAGAAAUUACUGAAGAAACUCAACAGCAUCUGUGGGGAGGAAGCAGAGUUACUUUUCCGAAUCCAGUGACUCUUCAUCAGAACUUAUAGCAGCUAGGAGAACAUGGUAUAUAUGGUAAAGAUGAGGUUGAGAGUUGGGGAGAAAUGGAGGAAGAGGUGAGCUGAUAGGUAGAGACGGAGCACAUGGAGAGCACAAUAUGAAAUGGGUAUGUAUCUGAGGGGCUUAUUGAUGGUAAGCCAAGUCAAAAGAGAAGUUUAUUAAGUGAUAAUGAGGGUUAAGAAUAGGACAGAAUGGGUAGGUUGCGCUGAAAGUGACCCAUAUUAUGACAGGGCCAAGGUGUGGGAGUGGGAAAAAGAGAUGAAAGGAUGGAAUCAGGCUGUAAACUUAUAGAACUUGAUGUGGAGUCCGAGAGGCUGCAGGAUCCCCAAAGGGAAGAUGAGAUGCUGCUCAGAGUAACAAAAAGUAUUGGCUCAUUCAGAUACAAAUUAGAAAGGUUUCUUUCAGAAGUAACAUUGUUGGGAUCGAGUAUCUGAGUAAUUUGAGAGCUGAUAUUUGGU
Molecule: messenger RNA, 1127 nt
Organism: Rhincodon typus (whale shark)
Lineage: Eukaryota; Metazoa; Chordata; Chondrichthyes; Orectolobiformes; Rhincodontidae
Product: matrix metalloproteinase-17-like
Exons: 2
Coding region: 46-639 (197 amino acids)
Biological process (GO): collagen catabolic process; proteolysis; extracellular matrix organization
Cellular component (GO): extracellular matrix
Molecular function (GO): metalloendopeptidase activity; zinc ion binding
Source: RefSeq, a predicted model, not a curated record